AAUUGCAGUUCUGGCAUGUUACGUUUUUGUGCCUCUAUUUUGAAGAGCCCACUCUUAUUCUGUUCCUUCCUUUAUUGCUGAUACUUGACUUCCUGCUGCCGUACUGUCUGACUUCAACAGCAUACUCACGUUACUCCAGGACUGGUAAAACAUGCUGACAAAGAUAUAUUUCUCAUAUUCUGUGUGAACAUUUGUGAGAGGUUAUUUUAUUGUGCCUCGUGUUUGUGUUGUUUAUAUGUCACAUUUAAGGAGAGUCACUCCGAGCUGUGUGUGGAAGCUAAGCUAACUAGCGGAGCAAAAAAAGCGGAGACUAAUGGUUUUAUUUAUUGUAAAACAAGUGGUUCAUUUCAUUUAAAACAAACGGGAAAUAUGGCAUUUGUAUUUUCUGUCCAGCUUCAUAGUUUUCACGGUGUCAAAAUUGUGAGGAGAAAAGGAGGAGAGAAUUAAAGUUGCACCAGUCGAAGCUCUCUGCAUCUUGUGUCAUUAAUCCAAGUGGGCCGCUACAGUGAAAACUCCUGGCUGCAACCAGUGACAACUUCUGGCUGCAACAGACCUGCCAUCCCUGCAGAGAAGCUGACGCCAUCUCAUCCGAGAUCCAGCUACCAACCUGUUACCAGCCAACUGACUCCAUUUGCACCCACAUCCUGCACAGGCAAGAUUAAAAGGACAGCACGCUAAAGGAAUUACCUGAAGUUCCUCUGGUGGACAGGCAGAGAUUUGGAGAAGGAACCACAGGAGUAUAGGAUGGCGGUUCAUCUCUUCGGAGCCGCUUCGUCUCCAGGAUGUGCCAAUUUUGGUUUAAAGCAUCUAGCACGACAACACAAGGCUAGCUAUCCCCUAGCAUCAAUAUUUGUGGAGAAACAUUUUUAUGUUGAUGAUGGGUUAGUUAACGUCCCAUCAAUUGAUGAGGCCAAGAAACUGAUCACUGAGUCGCAAGAGUUGUGCAAAAGAGGAGGCUUGCGCCUUCACAAAUUCAACUCAAAUGAAGAAGCAGCGCUCACUUGCUUAGACCCCUCUGAAAAAGCAACAAACAUUGAUCCUCUAGUCUUUGAUCCAACCCCAUCAGAACAUGCUCUCGGCAUUCAAUGGUCGAUAAAAAAUGACACUUUCAGCUUUAACAUCAGCUUGAAGGAUCAGCCUGUCGUCGCCUCUCUCUACGAUCCACUUGGAUUCAUUGCGUCAUUCAGCCUACGUGGAAGACGUAUCCUUCAAAACCUUUGUCACAGAGGCAUCGGAUGGGAUGACCCACUCCCAGAUGAUAUUAAGCCACGGUGGGAGGAAUGGAUAAAUGGUCUUCUGAAGUUGAAAGAGGUGUCAAUUCCAAGAUGUUACCACCCACAUGACUUUCAUGACAUUGUCAGAGUAGAGUUACACCAUUUUUCCGACGCCAGCUGCGUGGGAUAUGGUGCAUGUUCUUACCUCAGGUACAAAAAUGACAAAGAUGAAGUCCAUUGCAGUCUCGUGAUAGCGAAAGCAAGGGUCGCUCCCUCAAAAGUCACAAGUUCCCGAGACUAGAACUUGCAGCAGCGGUGGUUUCUGCAAAAGUAAGUGUCAUGUUAAAGGGUGAGCUUGACAUGAAAAUUGAUCAAGAAAUUUUCUGGACUGAUUCACAAGUCGUGAUUGGGUACAUCAACAAUGAUGCUCGUAGGUUCCACAUAUACGUUGCAAACCGUGCUCAAUUGAUUAGAAAUAAUAGUGAUCCCAGUCAAUGGUAUUAUGUGGACACCUCAGAAAACCCAGCCGAUCACGCAUCCCGAGGUCUCCAUGCUUCAGAUAUUCACUCAACAAACUGGCUGCGAGGACCGAAGUUUCUCUGGGAAAGUGAAUUACAUCUAACACCCAGCACUCCAACAGACUUACUUGUGGGUGAUCCCGAAGUCAAGACAAUUCAGGUGCUUGCAACCAAAGCAAAUAACUGCGACGACAUCCUUAGGCGUCUGAGUCAGUUUUCCUCAUGGACAAGACUCGUAAAGGUGGUUGCAAGAAUCAAGAGGCUGGGGUGUAAACAAAACCAGCACAGUGAACAUGUAACUGUCGAGGAGUGUGAGAAGGCCGCUGAGAAAGUGAUUAAGAUUGUACAGCAGCAAGCCUUCCCCCAAGAGAUAAAGAUGCUUCAAGGUGAAAAAUGCCUUCCAAACUCAAGCUCUCUCUUCAGUCUGGAUCCCAUCUGGUCUGAAGGACUGCUCCGUGUUGGUGGGAGAUUAAAACAAUCAUCUCUCUGUCACAAAGUGAAGCAUCCAGUCAUCUUACCAAACAACAGUCACAUAUCUAAGCUGAUUGUGUCCCACUACCACGCCAAGAUAUGCCAUCAAGGUCGAAGCCAGACACAAAUGGAGCUUAGGAGCAAUGGAUUCUGGGUCAUUGGUGGGAGCAAGCUGGUUGCCAAGUUGAUACGCACCUGUGUGCUUUGCAGGAAACUUCGACGGCCGACAGAGAGUCAGCGGAUGGCUGAACUCCCUAAAGAACGUCUUGAAGCCUCAGCACCGUUCACGUACAGCGGCAUGGACUGUUUUGGACCGUUUAUUGUAAAGAAAGCCCGCAAAGAAUACAAAAGAUAUGGACUCAUCUUCACAUGUUUGUACUGUAGAGCUGUCCAUAUUGAGAUGCUUGAAGAUUUGUCGACAGACUCAUUCAUUAACGCUUUGAGAUGCUUUAUCAGUCUGAGAGGAGCUGUCAGACAACUACACUGCGACCAAGGUUCUAACUUCAUUGGCGCCAGAAAUGAGUUUAAGGAAGCACUUAAACAAUGUGACACCAAACUACUGGAAAUCUUCCUGACUGAAAGGCAGUGCGAAUUUGUAUUCAACGCCCCCUCUGCCAGCCAUGCAGGCGGUGUCUGGGAACGGCAAAUCAGAACCGUUAGGAAUGUACUGAAUGCCACCUUCGCACAGUGCCCGGGUCGCUUUGAUGACGCCUCUCUUAGAACACUGUUAUAUGAGGCUAUGGCUAUUGUGAACAGCCGCCCAUUAACAGUAGAUGGAAUCAAUGAUCCACAGGCCCUGGAACCUUUAACACCGAAUCAACUCAUCAUGAUGAAAUCUAAAGUUGCUCUUCCUCCCCCGGGAGAAUUUGUGAAGGAGGAUUUGUACGCUACAAAGAGAUGGAGAAGAGUUCAAUACCUCAUCGAACAAUUCUGGGGUCGUUGGAAAAAGGAAUAUUUGCUCAACAUAUCCACAAGACAGAAAUGGCACUUACCUCAGCGCAACCUCAGAGUCAACGACAUUGUCAUCAUUAAAGACGACAACCUCCCGAGAAAUCAUUGGCAACUAGGACGAGUGGUGGAGACUGUUCAAGACAGAGAUAGCUUAGUCCGUCGAGUCAAAGUACAAGUCGGAGAGCGAAAGCCUCAAAGAAAACAAGAUCCCCCCUCUAAACCUUCAGUUAUUGAGAGACCAAUCCAAAAAUUAGUGCUUCUCCUUGAGAAUUGAUCAGAACAAACAGACUGACAAUUGUUUAUCGUGUACGAUUACAGUACAGUUCACAUACCACUGAUAGUUAAAUGUGAAGUUACUCAUUUAUCACAGUCAAGAAAAAUCCUGUACAUUUCAUUUGCUCUGUGUAUUUUGUUCAUUCCUUGUAUCAGGAUUUGGUGGGAGUGUAAAUGGCAGCAAAUUUUGUUCAGGAGAUAAUUGCAGUUCUGGCAUGUUACGUUUUUGUGCCUCUAUUUUGAAGAGCCCACUCUUAUUCUGUUACUUCCUUUAUUGCUGAUACUUGACUUCCUGCUGCCGUUCUGUCUGACUUCAACAGCAUACUCACGUUACUCCAGGACUGGUAAAACAUGCUGACAAAGAUAUAUUUCUCAUAUUCUGUGUGAACAUUUGUGAGAGGUUAUUUUAUUGUGCCUCGUGUUUGUGUUGUGUAUAUGUCACAUUUAAGGAGAGUCACUCCGAGCUGUGUGUGGAAGCUAAGCUAACUAGCGGAGCAAACUUAGCGCCCUUGGAAGCGGAAGGAGGUAGGAGGAGACUAAUGGUUUUAUUUAUUGUAAAACAAGUGGUUCAUUUCAUUUAAAACAAACGGGAAAUAUGGCAUUUGUAUUUUCUGUCCAUCUUCAUAGUUUUCACGGUGUCAAAAUUGUGAGGAGAAAAGGAGGAGAGAAUUAAAGUUGCACCAGUCGAAGCUCUCUGCAUCUUGUGUCAUUAAUCCAAGUGGGCCGCUACAGUGUGUCCUUUGUAGGUAAAAGUGAUUGCCAUUUCUUUUGUGUCAACAAAUUAUUGUCAUAAUGAGUUAAUUUACAUUAUCAUAGGCUUGGAAGACAUGAAAAGCAACAAAACACUGGUUUAUUAUUAGGCUAUUUAUUGUUAAAGAUAAGCACUUUAAUAUUGAACAUUGAACAGUGCAACAUGAACUUUGAAAAAAAAAUACAAAAAUAAAUACUCAAAUGGAAAAAAACUUCAAUGAGAAAAUCUGUCCUUCUUCCCUUAACUUGAUGAAAACACCAUCAAGUUGUAAUUUAUGGUCUUUCUCACUUAAUGCUCAGACUAAACAACUGAAACGCAAUACAGGGCCAAAAAUAUGGACCAGGGGCAGAGGUGGGUAGAGUAGCCAGAAAUUGUACUCAAGUAAGAGUACUGUUACUUUAGAGAUUUAUUACUCAAGUAAAAGUAAGGAGUAGUCACCCAAAUAUUUACUUGAGUAAAA
This is a messenger RNA of Nerophis lumbriciformis (worm pipefish), 4638 nucleotides long. Lineage: Eukaryota; Metazoa; Chordata; Actinopteri; Syngnathiformes; Syngnathidae. The record is from RefSeq and is a predicted model, not a curated record.